ACAGCCAGCUGAGGGGGGUCCGUUCAGCGGCCUCAGUCUGAGCUGUUAGUAGAGUGACAGACAUCCACUCUUUUCUUUUUGGGUUGUGUUUUCUACACAUGUUUGGGUGGACACCAUGAUGAAAGCGGAAGAUUUAGAGGAAGUAGAGAUUGACUUUGAGGACUCCGGGGACCCUGAAGAAUUUGAUAAUGGAGAGGAACCUCAGACGCUGUGGAGGGCCCCUCCUUCUCUGGAAGAAGAGGAGAACAUUCAUACUUCUACCCUGGUGGAAAUCAGCGAUACCAAGCCUCUGAUUAAUGUCAGAGACCCCCGAGGUAUCAAUGACUGCCUCCAGGUGACGUUUGAGGACGUGAUUGCCGAGCCAGUAACAGUGCGCAGCGGGGACAGAGUGUGGAUCUGGAGCCAUGCCCUGUUCGAGGUGUCCCGGGUUUGGAUCUACAGGAUAGUCACAGUGCUCCUGGCCGUUCCCAUGUCAGUUAUCUCCGGUCUGCUCUUUGCCAUCCUCAGUUGCUUCCACAUCUGGAUGGUUUCUCCCUGUGUCCAGUGUAUCCUUAUGGGCACCCGCUGGCUACAGAGCCUAUGGAGUGUCGUGCUGGGCAUCAUUGUGGGCCCCUUCCUCACGAGUGCUGGGAGAUGCUGCGGAGGCUUCAGCGUUCACCUGGCCAAAGAAUGAGACUCACACAUGAGAAAUUCAUCCGGACUGGGAUUGUAGGUGCUCAAGUGCACUGGUGGACUGAGCCCAAGUGGGCAUUGGUUUUUCAUUCUUUAAUACGUAAUUCAAAAUAAGAUGUUUAUUAAUACGUGUUUUCCAAGAUAGCUCAACAGUAUCUGCUGGUUCUUUUUAAUGAUUUCACAAGGCAUGUGACAUUUUCAUACAAACAUUUGGACCUGCAAUAAAACAAGCUGAUGUAGUCUAUUUCAAAAUUUCAUCUUCAGAGUGUGAAAUGACUUUGGUGAGACAAAAAAGGGGAUUAGAGUUCUUAACAACUGAGAUCAGUGCGAUUAAGAAUUAGAUUAAGAGAGUCUCGAUAGCUUAUGUUGCAGUAAGUGAUUUCAAGAAAAUGAGAAUGAUGAAAGCAUGAAGUACUUUUACAAAUAUUGUAGUAGGUUUACGGCUCUGGAUGAUUUUUAGAAUUAUGAAAAUUGAAUGUUGUACAAUCUCUAUAUCAUAAUGUUUGAUUUUGGUUUUAUACUUUACAUUUUUAAACUGCUGUUUAGAGUUUUAUCUCAAGAAGCAAAAAUGUACAACUACUAGGAUUUCAUUUUAAUUAUAGAAGUUACUGAUUCCAAACCUGAGAAUAUUUAGUUCUUUAGAAAAGAUCCAGUUAUAUUAGAUUUUCCUGGGAGGAAAUGGCGGUACAAGACACAAAUUACAUUUUUUUCUGUUUGAAAUAGGAUUAGCUCUAAACAGAAAACAUCAUUAUUCUGUUAAAUGAAGUGAAGGGCCAGCGGGAGGCCGAGGGUUUAAUAAUAGAGCAUCCUACGGACAUGUAUAUGUAUAUGAAUUAAAAGACACCUCAGUAUCUCUUUCAACUCAUUAUUGUGACUGAAAGAGAUAUUUAAACCAUUGUCUGUUACAGUAUACGGGCUAUUGCAUUGAUAAUGUGGAGGUCAGCAGGACAGGGAAUGUCUUUAUGCAAUAUAAUUACCUUCAUAUAUAUAUAUGCAAUAAUUUCUAAGCUUUAAACAAACAUUUUUUUUAGCCAAGCUGUGUAUUUAAUUUGUAUUUUAUAUAGUUUUAUAUGGGCAACACUUGUAGUCUUGCGUUUUCUUUAAUUAAUAAAACAUCUUAAAUAAAACUUCUGACGAACAUGAAAUAUAAUAAAAUAAAGAUUUAUACAUGUAUGGUCAUCCUACACAUGCAAUGAAAACAUUAAAUGUCUUCACAAAUGGGA
This is a messenger RNA of Seriola aureovittata, 1895 nucleotides long. It is a transcript of the gene cav4a, whose product is annotated as caveolin 4a. Gene Ontology annotation, cellular component: caveola. Lineage: Eukaryota; Metazoa; Chordata; Actinopteri; Carangiformes; Carangidae. Gene Ontology annotation, biological process: caveola assembly. The record is from RefSeq and is a predicted model, not a curated record. Bases 116 to 673 code for a protein of 185 amino acids. Gene Ontology annotation, molecular function: molecular adaptor activity. The transcript is spliced from 3 exons.